Nerophis ophidion (straightnose pipefish) is the source of this 1018-nucleotide messenger RNA. It is a transcript of the gene ntmt1, whose product is annotated as N-terminal Xaa-Pro-Lys N-methyltransferase 1. Gene Ontology annotation, biological process: N-terminal protein amino acid methylation. Gene Ontology annotation, cellular component: cytoplasm. The record is from RefSeq and is a predicted model, not a curated record. The coding region runs from base 151 to 816 and encodes 221 amino acids. Gene Ontology annotation, molecular function: N-terminal protein N-methyltransferase activity. NCBI's taxonomy places the organism in Eukaryota, Metazoa, Chordata, Actinopteri, Syngnathiformes, Syngnathidae. The transcript is spliced from 4 exons.
GACCUCGUUCCCGCUCUGUGGUUGAACAGCAACCAAAUAAGGAAAUGACGUUGAGCACACGCCGCCAUGGUCCGAAAUAGAAAGUGAUGCAGGCGCCCGGCAGGCACGACGUGGGUUAAAGAAGGUUCAGGGCCUCCAAGUGGUAUAAGAAUGGGUGACAUAUCAGGAGAGCCCAGUUUCUACUCCAAUGCUGAGGGCUAUUGGAAGGACGUUCCCCCUACUGUGGACGGCAUGCUUGGAGGCUACGGAAGCAUCUCCAGCAUCGAUAUCAAUGGUUCCAAGGCCUUCCUUCGCAAGUUCCUGGGUGAAGGCGAGGGGAAGACGAACGCAGGCUGCGCUUUAGACUGCGGCGCCGGCAUCGGGAGGAUCUCCAAACGUUUGCUGCUGCCUCUCUUCAAGACGGUGGACCUGGUGGACGUGACGCAGGAGUUCCUGGACAAAGCAAAGACAUACCUCGGGGAGGACGCCAAGAGAGUGGGCAACUUCUUCUGCAUUGGCCUACAGGACUUCGUACCAGAGAGUGGACGCUACGACGUCAUCUGGAUACAGUGGGUGAUUGGCCACCUGACUGACGACCACCUGGUGGAAUUCCUGCGGCGCUGCCAGAAGGCUCUGCGGCCCAACGGGCUGGUCAUCAUCAAGGACAACGUGUCUUACCAGGGUGUGGUCCCAGACGAGGUGGACAGCAGCGUGUGUCGAGACCUGGGAAUAGUCCGCCGCCUGGUGGCCAGAGCGGGCCUGAGCGUGGUCUUCGAGGAACAACAAGUGAACUUCCCCAAGGAGAUCUACCACGUCCACACUCUGGCCCUCCAAUAAGACUCGCUAAUAUUCAUAAACCUUCGUCAUCGGUUUUAUUUAUUUUCAACACAUUUUUUAACCAUUAACUUUACGGAAGCAGAAAGUUUUCUGUCUGGAAGCUUAAAUGUCACCCAAGUGUAUUUUAGUCCGGCCUGAAUGUGUUUCACAAGACUGCACCAAGGAGGCGCUACCAGCUCCAAUAAAAAGCACACUGACUGUC